Messenger RNA from Penicillium cosmopolitanum, 1020 nucleotides. RefSeq lists its product as uncharacterized. The record is from RefSeq and is a predicted model, not a curated record. The transcript is spliced from 5 exons. NCBI's taxonomy places the organism in Eukaryota, Fungi, Ascomycota, Eurotiomycetes, Eurotiales, Aspergillaceae. Bases 1 to 1020 code for a protein of 339 amino acids.
AUGGGUGACAAUAUCCGCCCUUCUACGAUGUAUGCCUGGAGAAAGCACAAGGGGAAUAGUGAACCAAGUUGUCAGGUUUGGGAGGAGUUACCAGUCCCAGCUACUCCACAGGAUGGAUUUCUCAUCAAACUACUAGCAUCUGGAGUCUAUCAAUUUACCAACUCGGUGACCGUCAUGCAAUUUGUACGAUUUGACCGAGACGUUGUCAUUUUUAGGGUGAUAGGGUGGCUUUAUUGGCAGUUCCUGGAUGCGGACUUGAAAGCUGCACAGAGUGCUCGCGUGAUUUAUCUCAGCUCUGCUCGGCAGGGAUGCACCAUGGGAUUGGCCAAGAUGGAUUCUACGCAGAAUACACAGCAGUCAAUGCUCGCGCUGCGAUCCCACUUCCUGAAGGUAUACCCCCCUGCCGUUGCUGCAGUUGCCACAGAUGCCGUGACAACGGUUUAUCACGGCAUCACGCGUCGAGCAGAAGUCAAGAACAAUGAAUUAGUAUUUUUGUUUGGGCUCGGGGGUCUUGGUUUCAACGCGCUCCAGAUUGUACGACAUAUCGGAGCUCGUGUUAUAGUUUCGGAUGUGCGUCAAGAAAAGCUAGACGCGGCUUUAUCUCUGGGUGUUCCAGCAGGGGAUAUUGUACCAGUCGGAAAGUCAGUCCAAUCUUUUGUCCAGGAAAACGGGCUACAGGGAAAAAUUGAUACAGUACUUGAUAUUGUCGGCAAACAUCAGACGUUUGAAGACGCUCAGCAGAUUGUCCGCAUCGGAGGCAAGAUUUUAUGCGUGGGUACAUUGGAUCGUAGAAACGAGAUAGACAUGAAAAUAGGUAUCCGGAAAAGGUUGGGCAUUAUUUUCACAUAUGGGGGCCAGCAGCGUGACUUGAUGGAGGUGCUUGAUCUAAUCAGUCAAAAAGUUAUACAACCGCAAGUUGAGCUGGGCAGAUUGUCCGAUUUCCCAAAGGUUUUGAAGGACCUAGGAAAUGGGAAAAUCAAGGAUAGAAUGGCUUUAGUGACCGACUUAAUUGAUCCUUGA